UGAGGUGGCAGCAUUCUUAACAGUCAGAAUGUAACAUUUGCUCGCGGAGCAGCGUUCGUGCACCUGGAACUGCUCAUGCCCUGUUAACUGCUAAAACAAUUGCACGCGUGUUUCUUGGCUCCGAGUGUAUCUGUAUUAGGUGUAGUAAUUUGAUAUCUCCAGUGUAACUUCAGAAUGUACGUGUAAAGACCAUUUUUGUUUCAAAUCGAAAGAGAUUUCCGCCACUAUUCCUUGUGUAUAAGGAUCAAAGCAGAUGAGGACUCCUUCAGCUAGAAGAUACAUCACGUACAGUUUGCGAAUGCCGAAGAAUAAUUCAUGCCAGUCUAUUUUAGAACCACGCGAAGAGUGUAACUUUGUUGCUGUCCCUCCGGACUUGAAGCAAGAACAUUCAAAGAUAGUACAUCUAUAUGUCAGUGCUAUUCGAAGUAUGGAUACAAAUAUCACUCUGUGGCAAUUUUUGCUAGAGUUGUUAUUAAGCAACCAAUACAACCACAUCAUAACAUGGACCAACAGUGAAGGAGAAUUCAAACUGUUGAACGCAGAAGAAGUUGCUCGAAUGUGGGGUUUGAGAAAAAACAAAUUGAAUAUGAAUUACGACAAACUAAGCCGAGCUCUCAGGUACUAUUAUGACAAAAAUAUCAUCAAGAAAGUGUUAGGGCAAAAAUUCGUUUAUCGUUUCGUGUCCUUCCCUGAAAUCAUGAAAGUCGAGCACAAGAUCCCUUUCCACCUAAAAAUGGACGGUAUAGCAAAGACAAAAGGAAUUUAUUUUCAUAAAUUACCAUUUAUUCUUCCAUCACUGGCACGUACGUUGUCCACUUCUGAAACUAAGCUGGACUCUCAUCAACAAACUGUUCCUCUAGACCUAAGGGAAGACAGUGAAAAGAAACUAAUUAAGAAUGAGAAACACAAGGUGGAAGCUAAGAGGAACAUCGUGACAUCUACAGUUCAAAGUUCAUCGCGGUUACAAAUGACCUCUUCUAAUGGAUCUGGGGCCAAAAGAUUGAGUAAAGAUGAUGAGGCACAGAGUGGUUUACCUUUGCAGCCACAUAAUAAACGAAUAAAAGUUGAGGUUAAUACAGAUUCCAGUUCAUUUUCUUUACCUUCAUCGAAGGUUGAUUGUCCUCCUAAAUAUUCGAUAACAGUAGCUUCAACAAUUUCUACCACUUCUAAAUCGAAACCAAAACCACCUCCAAUACAAGCCGUCCCAUUGAGCCCAGGAAGUAGUCCACAGCCAUAUACGAGUGGAUUUGCCUCUUUGCAGACACCUGUUGUCACCUUUACCAGUCCUUUUCUAUCGCAAAGUAAGACACCUUUAAUACCUACACACCCCUGGACACCUUUAAGUCCUGUACAACUGACAAGUCCCCAUUAUUCCCCCGGCGCAACAACCCAUUUUCAGUUUCCACCGCACGUGUCUAGUUUUGGAUUUGGUUCAUAUUCACCAUUCACUAAAUUAUUCAAUAGUCACUUUUCUCCUUUAGAGCAAAAAGUUGUGUUGUCACAGACCAAGUCUAUUCCCGUGGAACAGUGAGACAAUGAUGUAAAACAGUAGUGUUGUAAUAUUCCCGUGGAACAGUGAUACAAUGAUGUAAAACAGUGUUGUAAUAUUCCCGUGGAACAGUGAUACAAUGAUGUAAAACAGUGUUGUAAUAUUCCCGUGGAACAGUGAUACAAUGAUGUAAAACAGUGUUGUAAUAUUCCCGUGGAACAGUGAGACAGUGAUUAAAAAAAGUAGCUCUGCUUGUCAUCUACCAAAAUUAAUUUCCAUAAAUCAUAGAACAGGAGCGUGGUUUUUUCAAAAGGUUUGGGGGUGGGGGGACAAGAAUGACUGACCUCGCGUGGGCCACAACUUCAGUCGGGGCCCCUACGCUGUGGCGUAAUUUGUGUAUAUCUUUUAAUCCGGCAUAACUAAAAAUGUGUCACCAGAGUUUGAGGAAGCUCUGUCGCCUUCCCCUCAAAUAGCGUCCUUGACAGAGAAACAGUGAUGUAUAAACGUAGUGUUGUAAUAUACCGUGGAUAAAUGAGGCAGUGAUGAAUAAACGUAUCUUUGUCUGUCACCUAUCAAGUCCAUUCCACAGAACAGUGCAUAAAAGAACAAUUGUCAUCGUCCAAGUCCAUUCCCGGCGAACAGAGGGAUGAUUAUGUGUGUCAGUAGUGUUAUAACUUAUCCAUCCCGUUCACAGGGAACAGUAAAGGUGUGAUCUGUAUAAGAAGGUGUGCCACCAACAGAGUGGUGGUUUUUAAAAUUAGAGUCAUUAUUGACCGAGUCCCGUCCCGUGGAAGUGGUUAAGCAAUGUACACACAAAGAGUGGAUUUUUUUCAAUGACAUUUCAUUAAAGUUUUUGUAUGGAAACUGGCGCGCCAACAGAGAGUUAUGCCCUCUCUUGGGCCAGAAGUAUCGAAAUGACAUUUCAUUAAAGUUUUUGUAUGGAAACUGAGGCGCCAACAGAGAGUUAUGCCCUCUCUCGGGCCAGAAGUAUCGAAAUGAAGGUAACUUUGGAGUUAUGGAUGGGAAGGAGUCAAAAAAAGGCAUCGAAGAGAGAAACGACUUUAUAUAAAAGUAACUUUACCAUGGCCAACCAGUUGUGUUUUGUUAUUUUGAAAUUUUAACCUGUUUUGAUUAAGUGAGAGCUAACUGAUUAAAUCGAUUAGAGGUAAAUUAUGUUAAAAGAUACAUACAUGUAUCUUAAUUAAAAAAACAAAGAGCACGUAUCUAAAUGUUGCCUCAGAUUUUCUAAUUUUCAAAAUUCGAAACCCCUCGUCUAUUUUCAAGUGUUUUAUUAAAGCGCCACCUGUAGAAAAACAUAAUUGGUGAUAACUUUUGCUUGGUAUCGCCUAACGGCGAGAUGCAUAGGUGCUUAUUAUCAGUCUGGUUUUUCAAAGAAUAAAACACUUUAUUUUAUGUUU
Molecule: messenger RNA, 2907 nt
Organism: Limulus polyphemus (Atlantic horseshoe crab)
Lineage: Eukaryota; Metazoa; Arthropoda; Merostomata; Xiphosura; Limulidae
Product: ETS domain-containing protein Elk-4-like
Exons: 3
Coding region: 254-1531 (425 amino acids)
Biological process (GO): cell differentiation; regulation of transcription by RNA polymerase II
Cellular component (GO): nucleus
Molecular function (GO): DNA-binding transcription factor activity, RNA polymerase II-specific; sequence-specific DNA binding
Source: RefSeq, a predicted model, not a curated record